Molecule: messenger RNA, 4714 nt
Organism: Exaiptasia diaphana
Lineage: Eukaryota; Metazoa; Cnidaria; Anthozoa; Actiniaria; Aiptasiidae
Product: transient receptor potential cation channel subfamily A member 1
Exons: 32
Coding region: 731-3985 (1084 amino acids)
Biological process (GO): monoatomic ion transport; transmembrane transport
Cellular component (GO): membrane
Molecular function (GO): protein binding; monoatomic ion channel activity
Source: RefSeq, a predicted model, not a curated record
GACCAUAUGAUUGGUGUUGAAUUUGAUUGGGGAGUGUKUAAAGGCUUUUGACUACCUUGUUCGUUGAAUUUGAACUGGAGYAUCAAAAAUGUUGGAUAGAGUUUGCAUAAUACCCUCCAUAUAAAGCAUUUUGUAAUAAUCUUAUAAUGGACUCCAAAAGCUUGGAUUAAGAUACCCAUUUAAAGAUGUAGAAGAAUCAUUAGCUCAUUAGGAAGCUAUUCCACAAUGUUUGAUCUAGAUCCUGGGUUAACUAAACCAACUAAACCAAAAAACUAAAAAAAAAAAAAACUAAACCAACUAACAAUAAACGAGAAAAAAAAUACUAAACCGAUAUUAAACUUUGAUGUAAUGUACCGCGAUUAUCGACAAAAAAAUAUUUACUGGCAAAUGACUUGUCGGACGAAAAUAACAAAUGAAGUAUGGGCAGUUGCUUGUCGUCUGUAACAUGACCCCUUUUUCAAAUUCCAGUUUUUAUUUAAAAAAAAACCUAAUUAUUAUUUUUCCCUAAAACGUGUGAGUGUUAGGUUAUAUUACGAUUGUAAUAAGCUCUAUUUGAUGAUUAUACCUGCGUGUUCUGAUAAUUAACUAAACUGUCGACAAAUGGAAAGCGACUUUUCGUGUCAAAUAGGAGUGUCGCAUUGAUCACAAGAGAAUUGCACUUAGAGUUCUACUGACCGCUGAAAGCGACCAAAGUAUUAGAAGAUCCGAAAGACUMCGAGAUCAAGAAAACAUGGCUGAAUCCUACAAGUCGGUCAGCUUCGACGACUGUGAUAGCCCAACAUUUCCAAGAUGGCGAGCAUACAGUGGCAACAGCACCACAAGCACGGCUUCCUUUCGACACUUUGAUGAUGACWUGGAAAAAGGGAAUAAAACAGCCAACACAGGAAAGAAAUCCCGAAGUGAUCAUCUAAGUUUCCUAAACUCUGUCCAUUUGGCCGCGUUAUCUGGCGACGAGAAGGAGGUGAAAMGACUGCUAUCGAAGGGAGCAAGUGUAAACAAGUACGACCAUCAUGGCAAGACGCCACUACAUAACGCGAUAAUAAGCCGAGUGUCGUCCGUAGUCCAGGUUAUACUCCUAGCAGGAGCUGACGUCAAUCUACCUGAUCACCAUGGUGACACGCCAAUACAUAUUGCUGUUGGAGUGGGCAGCUCGGAUAUUGUGAAGUUAUUGCUGCAGUGUCCCGGAUGUCAGGUCAAUAUYGUCGGUCAAAAUGGGAUGACGUCAUUGCACGUUGCUGCGCAACUGAACUGCAUGGACAUCGCUGUGAUGCUGGUCGCACACGGAGCUAAAAUAUCGGACAAAGCUGGUUAUUUUCUGACACCAUUUGCAGUCGCGGUUUCAAAAGGCUCCUACGAGACUGUCAAGUACUUCGCGUCUGUUGAAAACGAAAGCAUGGCURAUCUUGUACUAGACGUUGAUGGAGAAAACUCAAGUGCACUACAUUUGGCUGUGAACAGCGGCAAUUUACAGAUCGUCAAAAUUUGUCUAAACAAUGGCUGUUCUGCCAGGACAAAACGGAAMGAAGACGAGGCCACACCGCUUCAUCUUGCCUGCAGUCGAGGCUAUCUUGAUAUAGUGAAGGCGAUWGUGGAAUUCGAUUCAGAGAUAUUUACGUCCGAUUUGGUGGACAAGCAAGGAAUGACUCCGCUUCAUAGGGCUGCAGUGGGAAAUCAUCCCGAGGUKGCCAAAUAUCUCAUUGAAAAGGAUUGCGUUAUUGACCCUCGAGACAUCAACUGUCACACACCGCUACUUCUUGCCUCUGCAAGUGGAUGUACCGCCUCAGUUCGGGUUCUUCUUGAAAAAGGAGCCGAUGCCGGCUUGAAAGAYUCAAAUUUGAAUUCUUGCUUGCAUGCUGCAAUUGGAAAUUGUUCUACAUUGGAGGAGCUUUUGAAGAAUCAUAAUGCAGUCGCACAGAUCACAGAGAAGGACGUGUAUGGCUUGACGCCGCUGCAUUAUGCCGUGCAGCAGGGAAAUUUCAAGAGUUCAAAACUUUUAUUGUCAAGUAAUUCAUCAGCGGAUGAAAUUGUGACGGAUGAAGACGACGAAACMGCUCUUCACCUGGCUGCACGGAAUGGCUAUGUAGACAUCACACAGUUGAUACUAGAAAAUCGUAACGAACGYGUGAUCAACGCCAAGAACUCCAAGAAGCGAACUGCCCUCCAUCUUGCCUGCAUCGAGGGAAACGAGACAGUGGUAGAGAUACUGGCACCAGAAACGGAAAUCGAAGGUGACARUAAUCAGCAAACUCCACUCCAUUGUUCAGCAAAGAAAGGAUCGCUAAAGUGCGUCCAACUUAUUCUGAAAUUCCAUCCCAAAUGUCUUAAUACUAUCGACAAAAAUAAGGACACAGCUCUCAAUAUAGCAGGCAUUGCUGGACAUGCGCAUAUCGUGGAAUUCCUCCUGUCUGUCGAUGGACUGGCGAUCACGUGCAACACCAAUGAUAUGAACGUAUUAGACUUAGCCAUUGAACACCAAUGGGAAAGYGUUGCCUUGGUGAUUGCUGAAAACGAAAGGUGGCAAGAGACACUCCACCCCACCCCUAUGGGUGAUAACAGUCAGCUUGGAAUUCUUGUGCAGACUCUCCCGACAGUCGCUGAGGUUUUUCUUGAUCGCUGUAUCACUACGGAAGGAAAUUCUUCAGACAUCAAUUACAAGAUUGUGUACGAUUUACGACUAAUUCAAGGCAUGAGCCUUCCUGGGGGCUCAACCAAGGGAUACUCAUUGAAAUUUCUAAAGGCAAUGGCUGCUUACAGAAGAGAGGGCUGUCUUGGUCACCCUGUGUGUUAUGCAUUGAUGAGUCUAAAAUGGCGUAAAUUUGGCUGGAUGACAUUCGUAACAAACAUCGUCGUAUACACCUCCUUCUUGCUGUCUAUGACUAUGUUGGUUUUUCAAAUGAAGAACAUUUGUCCUCCUCUAAAUUCUACAACUGAUAAGUCUACAACAGAUGAUAGCGAGGAGUUAUUGAAGUGCAAGCAUGAGAACAAGUUUCGAAARUUGAUUGUUGCUCAAUAUUUUGCCAUUGCACUGUGUUUCCUGCUCAUUGCCAAAGAAUUCGGUGAACUCUUCAAGCGGAGAAAGAAAUAUUUUCUCGAUGUCACCAAUCUUUUUGAAUGGAUCAUCUUCGCCACAGCGUUGUUUUAUCUCGUGCCYGUCUGCUCAUGCAAAAAGACCGCACAAAUAGAAGCAGCUGCUAUGUGUUUAUUCUUUGCAUGGAUUAAUCUUGCAUUGCACAUGAGAAGAUCAUCGACYUACGGACGGUAUGUGCUCAUGGUAUUAAGCAUGAUAAAGACGGUCAUUCAGGUCGCAAUGUUGUUCAGCUUGUUUGUGAUUGCCUUUGGRAUGGCUUUUUUCAUAUUACUGGAUGUUCAAGUGGACGCCUUUGAAACUCUUCCUAAAUCGAUUGCAAAGACCUUUGUCAUGACCUUGGGUGAGCUGACCUUUGACAGCACGUACCUUCAACGUAAUAUUCACCAUAAAGUCAUGAACUAUUUCAUCUUUGUGUCUUUCUGUUUCUUGAUGCCAAUCAUCCUCAUGAAUAUGUUGAUCGGUUUAGCCGUUGGAGACAUUGAUAAUAUUCAGCAAAAUGCCGUCAUACAGCGCUAUAUUAUGCAGGUGGAACACUUGAUCGAGCUGGAAGAAUCUCUUCCGUUGUGGAUUUUACGCAAAUUAAGGAUCAAGAAACACGCUGAGUAUCCCAACCGACCGAAGACCUUUUGGAUGAAGGUAUGGAACAUGUUCUGUAGCCUAGGAACAACAAAGGACAACUCAGAUGACUACCACCACAGGGUACCCAUGAUGCUGAAUCAGCUCAAAGGAAAGAUUACACAAAACGAAGAGAGGAUCAAGGAGCUUGGUCAAGCCAUAAUGCACCAAACUCAAUUACUACGAGACAUAAACCGCCGUCUAACAGGAAAUACAGAAAGCACAGGAACUAAAAUUAUGAACUGGUUUUCGUCGGGGCUGUCGUCAUGGAAAUGGCAAUGACAAUGAUGGUCGGUUCAAUUAAUCGAUGYUUAUAAUCAUGGCAGUGAUAAUGGUAUUAUGGCAGCUACGGCAAUAGCAAAGAAUUACGUAUGACAUGACAAAAAUAUCCCUGAGAAAAAUUGAAAUUACAAUUAAUGGUCAAAUAAUUACGUKCAGACGUUGUACAUCUCCAGCAAUCACAGCUUAGCAAUAAACUCUUAAAAGUCUCAGUUUUCUUUCUUUUUUUUUGCCAAUUUGAGGAGUAAAAGCUGAUAAAACAUAUCCAAUCAUACGUUGAUAAAGCUCUCAGGAAAUCGACUCAGAGGAUACCAUUGGUUUUGGGCUCCCUGUCYUUUCGUACCAAGGCCAGGUUCCUAAAUAAGUUCAAACAUGGCCGACAUUUUGAUACGCUAGUUCUCUACAAUAUCUGGAAGGUGUCGACACUUUUAUAAAUAUAUAUUAAUAAAACAGUAUUCUUACAUAUCUGAUGUUGAAGUUAAAGCAAGAUGGCAAUUGUAUAGGAUGGUAAAAGGAAGACUAUCAGUCCGACAUUCCUAUAAGUGUCAAACAUUAAUUAAGAUAAGAUAGGCAAGAGAAUUCUAAACUCUUAAAGCCAGAUAGCAGUUACGGUAUAGGCCAGUAAUAUAGGCCAAUAAUUUCGAUCAGUUAUUGUAAAACUACAGACAUUUGAAGAGAAUAUAUACUUAAUAUCAUGCUACAGGUUCAGAAUAAAACUKCUGCAAAAUCAUA